UAAUUUAUUGUGUUUCUAUUUUUAACACAAAAAUUUAAGAAUGUUUGGUGACGUUCCAAGACCCAAAAAAUCACCCAAUCGCAAGAAGAUAUAUGUGAGGGAUUUGCAUUGUGCCGGAGUUAUUCCCGGGCAAUUCCAGCAUAUCGCAAGAGCGGCAAACUCCAACCAGCAUGUCAGACUGCAGGAGUACAAGCUCAAAAAGGACUCGCUACUCGACGCCAGGCUCAAAGAGGAGGAACUCAGACUCCUGCACAACAAGCACAUGGCGGCCACGGAGAAAAGCGGCCGCAACAUGAUCCUACGCAAGAGAAUCGAAGACAAGCUGCACAAAAAGUUCACGGACUACGAAAAAAGUGUGGAGGCCCGUCGUGCCAAACUCGCCGACCUGUUGGCCAAGGAGGAGCGGCAGUACUACCGCGAAACCGUCGACCAGGCCCAGAAGGGCGACGACAAAAAGCUGGAGGGACUGAUACGCCGCGGUCAGGAAAUCAAGGCGCGCAGGGAGGCCGAACGACUGCAGUUCGCCGAAGAGAAACGGCUGCAGCAAUAUGGCAUGCGUUCAGAAGAUUUACGUUUAUACUACGGUAAAAAACUGUUGAUGGACUCGAAGGAGGCACAGUUGAUACAGAUGAAAGAACAAGAAAUGAAGAAGAAUCGUGAAAAAGAAUUAGAUGAGAUGUGGCACCAGGUCACACUAAAGGAAGUGAGGGAAAAGGCAAUACGGGACGAACAGCACUUAAUAAAACAGAGAAUGCAAAUGUAUGAUCUGAGGGAGACCUGGCAGAAGCAAAUCCAAGGCAAGAAAUUAGUGGAGGCAGAAAGAAUUAAAAUCAAGGAGGAGGACUACGAAGAACUGGAACGGAUGAAGGCCGAAAGGGAGGCAAUAGAAGAAUGCGAGAAGGAAAAACUGAAGAUUGCUAAGCUGAAGUUCAAGGAGGAACUGGAGAAACAGAUAGCCCAAAACAACGCAAUAGCCGAGACCACCAAAUUCAUCGAGGACACGUUCGACAAAGAGCUUCAGGAGUUGGUCAGGAGGGAGGUGGAAAAGGAGGCACAGACCCAGACCGACAACUCCGUUGUAAUGAGACGCGAGGCCAAGAUGUACAAGAAACACUUGGAGGAUCUGAAGCAGCAGAAGCAGCAGGAAGAAGACAUGCUCAACGAAAUGUUGAAGAACUAUCAGAACGAAAUCGACGAGAAAACUAGGCAAGCGUAUUGCCAACAGUGGAAUGUUAAGGAAAAACAAAGACGAGAAGUGCUGAAAAUCAGGGCUGAACAGAUUGAAUUCAAGAAGAAGCAAGAGGAGGAGGAAAGGAAACGUCUGCAGGAAGAACACGAAACGGUCCAGAAGAUCUUCGAGAUGAACGACUGUCUGGAGCGGGACUUCCUGCGGCGUGAACACGAGAAGAAGAAGGCCUACAGAGAAGAUCUUCGCAAACAAAUCGAAUACAACAGGGUAUUGAAGGAAAGGGAAGCCGAAGAAGUGGACCGAUCCUUCAAAAAAUGCGCCGACGAGGAGGCGUACUUCCAGAAGAAGCUUGAGGAAGCCAUUAAUUAUAACGUGAAGGAUGAAGGAAGAAUGAAGCACCGUUUCGAAAUAGUUUUGGACAGACAGUCGAAACCGCCUUGCAUUUUGCCUUGCUGUCCGUGUCCUGAUCCUGAAGACCUGCCUGAAAAAGAAUAGAAAUGAAAAUCUGGCCCAGAUUGACGACAGUGCAAAAUUUUUGGUAACUGCUAUUUACACUUUUAUCAUCAUCUUAAUUAUACAAUUAUUAUAUAUAAAAUCAUCAAAUUUUAUGUAAUCAAUUUACUUUAUGUGCUUUGUAUGCCAAUGUUUUAUGAAAUAUAUUUUUAAUUUACUGCC
Aethina tumida (small hive beetle) is the source of this 1864-nucleotide messenger RNA. Its product is annotated as trichohyalin. NCBI's taxonomy places the organism in Eukaryota, Metazoa, Arthropoda, Insecta, Coleoptera, Nitidulidae. The record is from RefSeq and is a predicted model, not a curated record. The transcript is spliced from 8 exons. The coding region runs from base 41 to 1684 and encodes 547 amino acids.